GGAGCCCGCACAGCUGCACCGCCGGGCUGCGAGCGGCUGAGACCGAGAGAGCCCAAGAGCAAGAGAGCUAGAGAGCGAGCGGCGGGCGCUUGCCCGGCGCCACCCCUCGACCCGGCCGCGCGCCCCGCUCGCUUCUCCGCCCCUCCCGGCUCGGCCCGGCCCCGGCUCGGCCACAGCCCCGAGCUCUGGGGCGGCGCAGGCAGCCUCGGGACUCUCCCGCGCGCCGCCGCGUCCCCAGACAAAGGCUUGGCCGGCGGCCCCGGCCCACUGCGCCCUCCGCUCCCCACCUCCCGGGCUCGCCGCUCUUCGCCCCCGCUCCCGGCUCGGCGCGCCCCGGCCGGCUGCAAAGUUUCCCCGGGCGGCGGCGGCGGCGGCGGCUGCGCCUCGCGUGAGCGAUGGCCGCGGAGCUGAGCAUGGGGCCCGAGUUGCCUACCAGCCCGCUGGCCAUGGAGUACGUCAACGACUUCGACCUGCUCAAGUUCGACGUAAAGAAGGAGCCGCUGGGGCGCGCGGACCGCCCGGGCCGGCCCUGCACGCGCCUGCAGCCAGCCGGCUCGGUGUCGUCCACACCGCUCAGCACGCCGUGCAGCUCGGUGCCCUCGUCGCCCAGCUUCAGCCCAACCGAACAGAAGACCCACCUCGAGGACCUGUACUGGAUGGCGAGCAACUACCAGCAGAUGAACCCCGAGGCGCUCAACCUGACGCCCGAGGACGCAGUGGAGGCGCUCAUAGGCUCGCACCCAGUGCCACAGCCGUUGCAGAGCUUCGACGGCUUCCGCGGCGCUCACCACCACCAUCACCACCACCACCCACACCCGCACCACGCGUACCCGGGCGCCGGCGUGGCGCACGACGAGCUGGGCCCACACGCGCACCCGCACCAUCACCAUCAUCACCAAGCGUCGCCGCCGCCGUCCAGCGCGGCCAGCCCCGCGCAGCAGCUGCCCACCAGCCACCCCGGGCCUGGGCCGCACGCGGCGGCCGCGGCGACGGCGGCUGGUGGUAGCGGCAGCGUGGAGGACCGCUUCUCCGACGACCAGCUCGUGUCCAUGUCCGUGCGCGAGCUGAACCGCCACCUGCGGGGCUUCACCAAGGACGAGGUGAUCCGCCUGAAGCAGAAGCGGCGGACCCUGAAGAACCGGGGCUACGCCCAGUCGUGCAGGUAUAAACGCGUCCAGCAGAAACACCACCUGGAGAAUGAGAAGACGCAGCUCAUUCAGCAGGUGGAGCAGCUUAAGCAGGAGGUGUCCCGGCUGGCCCGCGAAAGAGACGCCUACAAGGUCAAGUGCGAGAAACUCGCCAACUCCGGCUUCAGGGAGGCGGGCUCCACCAGCGACAGCCCCUCCUCUCCCGAGUUCUUUCUGUGAGUCGUGGCCGCUCCCGGCCCCCGCCCUUGCCCCGGCCCGGACUCCCCGUCCCGUGUCCCCAGCCCCGGACUCCCCCGGACCCUGUCCCUGCCACGGCCCCAGCCAUGACCUGUUUGACUUGAGGGAGAGGGAGGAAGGGCGCGCGGGACGCGGGCGACGGGAGGGCGCGCGGGCAGGCAGGGGACCUUGGCCAAGGCGAGAGCGGUGAGCGCCAGCGGCGGCUCCUAGACUCGAGCAGAGCCAGAGAGAGGCGAGGGGGUGGGAAGUCCCAGAGCAACUUUUCUCCAGGCUGGAGGGCGGCAAGGCAUAGUCGCGAGGAGUCGCCAAGGCCGUCUGGAGACUCCUGGCUUCCUGAACUUUGCGCGUUAAGCCAGGGCCGGUUCCUCGCGGCCCGGAGCGUAAUCCAGCCCAGCAAGAGAGAAGCGAGGAGAGGAAAGGAGAGGGACCCUGGCGUCCCGGCAGGCGCGAGGCGAGGCUGAGCGAAGGAAGGAAGGACAGACGGACCUGUCUGUCCAGGGUCCGGAGAACACUGGCUCUCAGCCCCGAGACGCGGGCCUCAGUUAGGACGUUCUGCGCGCAAAUCUCAUCAGUUUUAUUGCCUGCUCGAUUAUAUAGAAAAAAUACGAAAAUCUGCAUUAAAAAUAUUAAUCCUGCAUGCUGGACAUGUAUGGUAAUAAUUUCUAUUUUGUACCAUUUUCUUGUUUAACUUUAGCAUGUUGUUGAUCAUGGAUCAUAAUCCCCCUUGUUUCUUUGGAUGAGAAGGGAUCGCAGUUCGGAAACUCCGGUGGCUGCUUGUCGGGUUUCAGUCUAUGGGCUGUAGGCUUGUAAAUACCCGCCCCGCCAAACCGCUUAAGAGAACCUGGCAGCAAGCUGAGUGUCUUUGUUUGGGUUUAUUAUUAUGGCAUUUUUUUGUAAGUAAAAAAAAAAAAAAAAAAAAAAACUUCUGGGCAUUUGCAUCAGAAAACAACUUUGUCUUGGGGCACCCUUGGAAAUUGCAUGUUUUCUCCCCCUCCCCUGCCCCAUUCCGGUCCUCUUUUCCUCCCGUUCUAGUUUUCAGUUUUGUUUUUGUUGGGAUAAAGAGGACUGGAGUCCCAGCUCCCUAGUACCAGGGCAGGGCAGCUGCAGAGUUUCACACCCUGGAGGCCGGGGAGUGUCCUCACAUCACCUGGUUUUAGGGCUACGUUGACACCCCUAACAAGAAAGGAAAGGAAAACAGAUCUCGUUUGCUUUUUAUUGCAACCAGAAUCACCCCAGGGUCCCCACGAAACUCUCCAGGCCCGCACUAAUUGCUGGGGUCGAAAUGCUCCUCGGGUGACCGGCUUCACCAGCCCAGACUGCCCAACGGUGACCUGAACUUAUGUUGAACCAAUCACCACACUCAGAAAGUACCAGAAACCCAAACAUUGGCAAGUAAUUUUGCAACUUUCAAGUGCGUUCUUUAGACCAAUAUGUUAUGUGUGUUUCUUUCCCUGCUUUCGAGAUAGCGGGAGAGUUAUUGGUGGUGUUAACCCCGCCCCCUUCAGUUGUAUAGUAGUUAUAGGGAAGAUCUGGGUGUUUUUUCUUUAUUAUUACUUUUUUUCCCCUGCAGGUCAGUAAGAGGAUUUAAGUUGCACUGACAAAAAUACCAAAACGAAAGCGUAUUUUUUAGUUCUCAUUUGAAAUUGCUGGCGCUGCUGGCCGGAUGCAGUUUUGAGUUUGUAUUAGUUGAUAAAUUAACAGUAAUAACAAGAUUGUAUGAACCGCAUGGUGCUUGCAGUUUUAAAUAUUGUGGAUAUUUGUCCUGCAUCAGAAACGAGCUUCGGUUUUUACGGAUUCAACUGUGUUGAAAUCAAAUUUGCCUCAACAGAAAUUGUUUUUAUUUCAUGUACAAUAAGGGAUCAAUUUCAAACCCUGCUUAUGAUAUGAAAAUAUUAAAACCUAGUCUAUUGUAGUUUUAUUCAGACUGGUUUCUGUUUUUUGGUUAUUAAAAUGGUUUCCUAUUUUGCUUAUUAAAACCAUGGAAAUGGUGUUUAUUUA
Molecule: messenger RNA, 3383 nt
Organism: Balaenoptera ricei (Rice's whale)
Lineage: Eukaryota; Metazoa; Chordata; Mammalia; Artiodactyla; Balaenopteridae
Gene: MAFB
Product: MAF bZIP transcription factor B
Exons: 1
Coding region: 396-1367 (323 amino acids)
Biological process (GO): regulation of transcription by RNA polymerase II; regulation of myeloid cell differentiation
Cellular component (GO): nucleus
Molecular function (GO): DNA-binding transcription factor activity, RNA polymerase II-specific; RNA polymerase II cis-regulatory region sequence-specific DNA binding
Source: RefSeq, a predicted model, not a curated record